AUGAAUCUCCCAUUGGUUGAUGUGCUACGUGAAAUCCCAAAAUACGCUAAGUACAUCAAAGAUAUUAUGGCUAACAAAAGGAGGUUGACAGAGUUUGAGACUGUGGCACUUAUUGAGGAGUGCAGUUCUAGGGUACAGAGUAUUCUCCCGCCGAAGUUGAAGGAUCCAGGUUGUUUUACAAUCCCCUUGGCGAUUCGAAAACACGAGGUUGGUAGAGCCUUGUGCGAUUUGGGAGCGAGCAUUAAUUUGGUGCCACUAUCAGUAUUCAAGAAGCUCAAUCUUAGAGCCCCCGGGCCUACUAUUGUACUUCUACAGCUAGCAGAUCGGUCAUUAGCAGUGCCUGAAGGAAUUAUUGAAGAUGUGCUAGUGCGAGUAGGGAAGUUCAUCUUUCCCAGAGAUUUCACUAUUCUUGACUACAUGGCUGAUGAGGAGGUUUCAAUUAUUUGGGGGCGACCAUUCUUGGCCACUGGAGGGGCACUUAUUGAUGUGAGGGAGGAUAAGCUAAAGAUGAGAGUGCAUGAUGAAGAAAUCACAUUUAAUUUGUACAAGGCGCUUAACCUUCCUACACAUUAUGAGGAUCUGUGCAUGAUCUCUGUUGUAGAAUCAAAGUUAAUAGAACAAGGUCCUUGUGUGGAGCCUAUUAGCAUGGAAAAGAAACUCGAGUUAGAAGAAGUGGUGUUGCGAGCUGAAUGUGUAAAGGUAAAAGAGAAAAGGGUCAGAGAGGAAAGAGAAGAUCCUCCUAGAGCGCGAGAGUAUCAUGUGCUAGCUAGGCCCUAG
This is a messenger RNA of Nicotiana tabacum (common tobacco), 777 nucleotides long. RefSeq lists its product as uncharacterized. The record is from RefSeq and is a predicted model, not a curated record. NCBI's taxonomy places the organism in Eukaryota, Viridiplantae, Streptophyta, Magnoliopsida, Solanales, Solanaceae.